Molecule: messenger RNA, 994 nt
Organism: Centruroides sculpturatus (bark scorpion)
Lineage: Eukaryota; Metazoa; Arthropoda; Arachnida; Scorpiones; Buthidae
Exons: 1
Coding region: 158-760 (200 amino acids)
Biological process (GO): DNA replication, removal of RNA primer
Molecular function (GO): RNA-DNA hybrid ribonuclease activity; nucleic acid binding
Source: RefSeq, a predicted model, not a curated record
AAAAAAAUUUGUUAAGGAAAAAUUUUCUGUUAGCGAACCUUUUGUUAAAUAUUUCGAAUAUCACCACUGAUUACAAGCUGUUAUAUGGAUAAUCUCCACCCAACUGUCUGGCUCUAUAGUUAUAAACACAGACAGCAGAGCUGCUAUACAAACACUUAUGCAGUUCAAUGAUAAAAAUAUAAUGGCUUUAGAAGUCAAGGAACUCAUAAAAGAGUACAGUUUAAACAUUAAAAUAAAAUGGAUAAAGGCUCACAUAGGAAUAGAAGGGAACGAGAAGGCAGACGUACUGGCCAAAGUGGCCACGUCAUUAACUGAAACCACUUACAAUAAGAUUCCAGUGUCUUACAUCAAAAGAUUAGUAUGGCAAGAGUCAAUAGAAGAGUGGCAAGAAGAGUGGAGUUAUAGCGACAAAGGGAGACACACCUUCUGGUUGCUUUCCAAUAUAGAAGAAAGAUUGAAUGAUUUAAGAUGGCUUACAAGUGACUUCAUAACAACACAACUUUUGACCAACCACUGUAACACCAAGGAAUAUUUAAAAAGGAUAGGAAAACAGCAAGAUACACAAUGCGAAUGCGGAACGGGCGAACACAGUCUGGACCACAUCAUAAAUGUAUGUACAAAAUACGAAAUGGAAAGAAUGCAGCUACUUACGCUAGUCAAAGAGACUUUAAACAUCUCGAGCUUGGAUUUAUACAUGAUAAUAAGGACUAGGAAUCUGGUCCAGGAAGUGAAAACCUUCACGCAAACAAUAAUGUCGUGAAUGGGGAGCGAGCUGCUCCCAUUGUGACAGAGUCGCAAUCUUGUAAAGGCGAGUUGCCUUGGUAUUAAUGUUUCUUUUAUAUUUUAAUGUAUGUAUUAAGACUCUUCUCAUAUUAAUGUAAAGUUUGAAUAAAGAUAGCGUUUCCCUUGUGGUGCUGAUAGUGGGACAAGGGUGACUCUGAUCCCCAAAAGGGAAAAUGAUGAUUAUCCAAUGAAAAAAAAAAAAAAAUACAAU